AUGGAUAAGAAAUUAUUAAUGAAUAACUUUUCUCUAAUUUGCUGUGCUCCUGCUCAAUUUUCCCAAUCAUUACAAGAUAUUAAAAAUGAAAUUGAAAGCAGGGGUUUUUCUGUCAUAAAAGCUUGGAAUUCUGAUAUUAUAACACUUAAGACUAUCUCUCAAGCUCUAGGGAUAAUUCAACCUCAUAUUCGUGCUGCUCAUGAUGGCAUUAUUAGUGAAUUAGACUCGAAAGAUUCUAGCUGGAAAAAUUUUAAGGAUCAAUAUCAAGGUACAUCAAAAGAAGUGGCUAUCUCUCCUCAUACUGAUGGUGCCUUUCUUGAAGGUAUGUUCCCAGCCCAAACUACAAUGGUAAAAAUUUGCCCCCCUAAGAUGCUUUUGCUCCAACCUAUUGAAUAUGAUGCUAAUGGUGGCGAAAUCAUACUUGUUGACGGCAAGAAAGUACUGGAAUCAAUAUUGACAGAAAGGCCAAAACUAGCUGAGAUUUUAAUGAAGCCUGGAUGCAUAGCAUUUUACAGGGAUGAUCUUAUGUCUAUGAAUUAUCCUGUCUAUAUGCGCAUGCAAGAUGAUAGCAUUCGCGUACAUUUUCGAUAUGAUUGGGCAACAUUUGCACCAUACUGGUCCCAUGACGCUGUAAAAUUUCUUCAUAAUAAUUAUCAUAUGAACCCAGCAUAUCAAGUUAAAGUUCUCCUUAAAGAAAAGGACCAUAUCUUAAUAUUGGAUAAUCAUAGAAUGUUGCAUGGCCGCAGCAAAUUUGCUGGAAAUCGUAAAUUACGUCGAGUUUGGUUAAAUGAUGAUAACCCUAUUAUUUUUAAAAAUGUGCAUGAUAUCUAUAAGAAUAAUCGUGCUACUAUCCCAUAUACACCUUAUAUACCAUUUAAUGAUGAUAAUGAAGUCAGUCCAGUUGCUAUUUUGUAUCAAGCACUACAACCUCCCAUAGUUAACGGAAUUCGGAAGCCACUAAAACCUGGAGGUUAUAGUGAUAGUGGAGCUGAUAUCGCAUAUUCAUUGAUAUCAAAUAACAUCCCUAUA
Racocetra persica is the source of this 1029-nucleotide messenger RNA. NCBI's taxonomy places the organism in Eukaryota, Fungi, Glomeromycota, Glomeromycetes, Diversisporales, Gigasporaceae. The record is from the annotation of a GenBank genome assembly.